Molecule: messenger RNA, 1575 nt
Organism: Myzus persicae (green peach aphid)
Lineage: Eukaryota; Metazoa; Arthropoda; Insecta; Hemiptera; Aphididae
Exons: 5
Coding region: 632-1537 (301 amino acids)
Source: RefSeq, a predicted model, not a curated record
AUUUAAAUAAAAAGAAAACGUAUUGAAUUACGGGUUGAAAUAUAAUUGGUUUUAAUAUGACAGGUAAAACAAUAACUUUUUAUUUACAGGGAUUUUGAAUUUAACAAUUACAACUAGAAAAAUAAAUCACGUGGUUUUAUACAAUAUUGUCGGGCGUUCGGUUUUUUUUACAUUACGGGACGUUGACGACGACGUACGUACGACUAGUGGGGGAGUUCGUCGGUGGGCAGUAGUCGCGUCAUGGAGGCAGUGUUAAAUUGAGCGGAGGGGCGUGCUGAUACCGCGGUUGUUGUUGUGGGCCACCACACUAUCUAUUUAGGGCCAGUAUUACAAUACAUGAUUAUAUCUUCGGUUACCUGAUCGUCCGUUUACGCCUCGGUUAUCAAUUUAACCGCGGUUUUGUCUUUUACGGUCCGUUAUCAGAAAAGUAGUAUAACAAUACCCCGUCAGAGUUCGAUUCGGUAAUCCACUGUUUUGACCGCCACUAUCAUUAAAAAAGUUUAAACUGUUAUCCAGAUAUCACUGCGUGUCAUAAGCUCAUUACUAGUUUUAUUUUAAAUUUUAAACUUAAAGUUAACAUUUAUAAAAUAGGUAAUUUUAUAAUUAGUGAACGUGUUAAUUAAUAUACGACAUGGAUAAAAAAACAUCAAAAAGUAAAAACUUUAGUUUUGCUGAGGAAGAAGAACUGAUGAAUUUAAUUUCGAAACACUGGUCUGUUAUUCAGUGUAAGACUACCGACCACGUGAAUAAUAUGAAAAAGAAAGAACACUGGGCAAAAAUAGAAUCCGAGUUCAACGCAGUUAUUACAGAUCAAUUUAGACCAGCGAGUGUCUUGAAAUGCAAAUUCGAAAAUAUAUGUAGACGAGCUCAGAAAAAAAAAGUGCAAAAUGGAAAGCAACUUUCAAGCACUGGAGGUGGUAAAGCUGUUUUGGAAGAUUUUGGUUCUGUUGAUGAACGCGUAUUGGCUCUUUUGGGUACAAGAGCAUCAGGAUUGAUUUCCAACUGGUGUGACGAUGAAGUGAUAGUUUCAAACACUAAUCAAAUUGAAAUAGAUGGAGUAGAUGAGUAUCAAGUAGAAGUAGUGAGAUGUGAUUAUGAUCAAGAUAGCACAUUCCAAGAGCAGACUUCAGAUAGUUGUAUUCAAAAUGAGUCCAUUGAACCUGGAAUGUCUUGGGCAAAAUAUACACCUGGAAUGCUAAGGCAGCCAAAAUCCGCUCCAUUAUCGUUUGAAAGAACAUCCCCACAUGACAAUGUUGAACUUUCUAAAUCAGGCCCGACAAAGAGAAAGAGGCUCUUUCAAGACAAGUUAUCAAAAUGGGCACAUGAAAAAGCUUCACUGACAGAGCAAGAAUCAAACUUACAAAGCGAAGAAGUAGAAUUUAAAAGAGAAAUAUGGAAGCUGAAAAUAAAUCGAGAACAGGAAUUAUUACAAGAAGUAAAAGAUAGGAUAAAGUUUCAAGUAGAAAAACAUGCAUCAGAAAUGGAACUACUUGCAUUGCAAAAAUCCAGUAUAAAAUUAAAAUUCAGUGAUUUGUAGUGGACUUUUUUUUUUUGAUGAUUUUGAAUAUUAUUUUA